GAGAUCUUCAAUGGUCUGCAUCACACACUGGCCCUACUGGCUCUCAAAGCAGCACUAUCACAAACAGUGACCAUCAGGAUUGUAUUGGUCUUUCUUCAUUUUGUUCUCCUCAGCAGCCCAAGCAAGGCUGCAGCAACACCUAAACCAAGGUUUCAAUUAUCAGACAAUCAUCACUGACUGGCUGCUGUCUGCUGUUCAAAUGUUGGGAGACAAGGCUCACGGUGUCACUUUGAAGGUUAUGGAAUACACAUAUGAUGAUGACCUGGAAGAGCUGUGUCCCGUGUGUGGAGACAAAGUAUCCGGAUAUCACUACGGUCUGCUCACUUGCGAGAGCUGCAAGGGCUUCUUCAAGAGGACAGUGCAGAACAACAAGAGGUACACAUGUGCGGAAAACCAGGAGUGUAAAAUAGACAAAACCCAGAGGAAGAGAUGUCCUUUCUGUCGCUUCCAGAAGUGCCUCAACGUCGGAAUGCGGCUCGAAGCGGUGCGCGCAGACCGCAUGCGUGGGGGGAGGAAUAAAUUUGGCCCCAUGUAUAAGAGAGACAGGGCCUUGAAGCAGCAGAAGAAGGCUUUGAUACGAUCCAACGGGUUCAAGCUGGAAAGUGCAGCUCCUCCGCCAGCCUCUCCUCUGCAGACUGACUACGGCUUCACCGGUACCGUGCACAGUCUGCCCACCAUCUCCAAAAGUCUGCUUCCCUCCACCCCAAGCUCCAUCACCCCUACAGACUACGAGGCCAACCUCUACGGACCCCCAUCUCUGGGCAUAUCCAUGCAGUCCCACAUGCCCCUUACCACUCAGUACCAGUACACAGCCUUCCCAAGCAGGGCAAUCAAAGCUGAAUGUCCCGACUACACCAGCUCCCCUGAGUCACUGACAGGAUACCCAUACCCAGACAUGUACCCCUCAGCCUCGCCACAGCCACCUAGCCUGCCGCCGCUGGUGUUGGAGCUGCUGCGCUGCGAUCCAGAUGAGGUGGUGGUGCAGAAUAAGAUUGUUGCUCAUCUGCAGCAGGAGCAGGGUGGGCGGGGGCGGCUGGACAAGCCCAGCACCUUCAGCCUCAUGUGUCGCAUGGCAGACCAGACUCUCUUCUCCAUAGUUGAGUGGGCUCGGAGCUGUAUCUUCUUCAAGGAGCUCAGGGUGGGAGAUCAAAUGAAGCUGCUCCAUAACUGCUGGUCUGAACUUCUGGUCCUGGAUCACAUUUUCAGACAAGUGCAACACGGACAGGAAGACAGUAUCCUGCUGGUGACCGGCCAGGAGGUCGAGCUGUCAUUCAUCCUGUCCCAAGCUGAGGCGACUCUGUCCAGUCUGGUCCAGAGAGGUCAGGAGCUGGCAGCGAGGCUUCGGGCGCUGCAGCUGGACCGCAGAGAGAUUGCUUGUCUCAAAUUCCUCCUCCUGUUCAACCCCAAUGUGAAGCUGCUGGAGGACCAGGCAUUUGUGGAGGGCGUCCAGGAGCAGGUGAAUGGGGCUCUCCUGGAGUACACUCUGUCCACCUACCCUCAGUUCCAGGAGAAGUUCAGCCAGGUGGUGGUGCGGCUGCCGGAGCUGCGCUCCCUCAGCACGCAGGCUGAAGACUACCUGUGCUACAUGCAUCUGAGCGGAGAGGUGCCCUGCAACAACCUGCUCAUUGAGAUGCUGCACGCCAAGCGAGCCUGUGUGUGAGGGAUCCACAUGUGUUGCUCUAGGUGAGACUGUGUGUGUGAGAGGGAAAGUGUGAGUGAGAUGAAAACAACCAAAUGAAGAUAGACAGGUUCAUAUUGGGUCAUCCUUGUGAGGGCUUUUGUUUGAGUUAGAGAGGAGAAAAUGUUCUUUAGAGUUUGGAAUUAUAAAGCUACAUCUGUACUCAAGGUAGUUUGAACAUUUUGAAUGUUAAUGUUUUCAUAUCCUGCAGAGCUACAUUAAUGUGACCUUUAAAAACUAGAUUUUCUACCCUGUUUUCACAACUAGAUUUGCCUGUAGAGUUGCAUUAUAUUCUAUUGGACCAAACUACACAUGAAUCCAACAUCACCAAAAAGAUUUUCUACAUCCCACAGAGCUGCCCAGCAAACAUUUAGACUCAGAGGAAGAAGCUUCAGCCUGCAUCAGUGCUGCACAGUCAUAAAAAACAUGGUGUCAAAAUGACUGUUAAGAUAUUUGUCUAUAGCUGCUGCCUGCAUCUUUUUGAAACAUCUGCAUCUAAAUAUUGUUCUGAUAUCACUGUAAAAUUGUUUCCAAUGCCACUUUAGGAAUUGGGUGAGCUAAUGUACACUUUUUCCAACAGAUUUUGUAGCUUUUUUUCAGAAACUGAAUUUAAGUGUUAAUUUUGGACCCAAAUAUCAGAUGCAACUUUAUGAUUUCAAGUUCACCAACACUGUUCUUAGAUCAUUAUUAUUAAUUUUUAGAUUUAAAGGGAUAGUUUGGAUUUUUUGAAGUUGGGUUGUAUGGGAUACAUAGUCAGUGUCUUACAAACAGUAGAUGUCAGUCAGCACACCCCCAGUUUGGAGAAGCAUGAUGGAGUCUGACAUGAAAGCUAGGCAAUUUACUGCUGUGGAGGGAUCAGCAACAAAAUGUAUUAAAGCCACCUAAAAGAAUCAAUAUCAGUUUAAGUGUAUGCUAUAUUAAGAAUAGUUUCACUGCUUCACCUUUCCUUACCUUGUUUUCAAAAUACAUUUCCAUUUUCACAGGAAAUGUACAGUUUGCAUACAGUGUCUUUCAAAAAUUAAUCAAACUACAUCGGUAAAACACGUCAAAUUGAGUUUUUUUUCCUUAAAUAACAAACGCAUGUGGUUAUGUUUAGCUAACACCCGUAUAUGAUUGGGUUUAGGCAACAAAAGUAUGUGGUUGGGUUUAAGAAAAAGAAAAGGGUUUGGCUUUACAAUCAUAUAGGAAAUGAACACCAGUCUCCUGGGUGAAAGUCGUUGGUUGUUGGUGACUUUAGUGAAUGCGAACUUACCCUUUUAAACACCAGAGUCACACAUUAACACAAACUAACUAACCAGCAGCAGUAGACCAGCAGCUCCUGUGUUCAGAAAUGUUAAAUUAUAGUUUUUCUCAGUGGGGUGUGGGUUUGAAGAGAACGAUGUAAUGGCUUCAUUUUCCCGUUAGAAAUCGCUGUUUGACAUUAGGGUGAAACAGUGAAAAUACUCUCAAUAUAUUGUACACUUAAACUAACAUUGAUCUUUUUUAGGUGGCUAAGAUAUAUUUUGUCGCUGACCCCAGUAGUAGAUUGCUUAGUUUACAUGUUAGACUGCUGCCUGCUUCUCCAAACUGGGGGUGUACUGACUGACAUCUACUGUAUGUCAUACACUGUUUAUAGAUUGAUUAAUCACACAACCCCACUAUAAAAAAUUAAUUAUUCCUUUAAGACAGACUUUAGGAUAACAUGACACACUGUGGUCUCGUUAGAAUAGACUAUCACUUCUGCCCAUAUCUCUACAUUUGUUCUUUUUGCCACCAGUGUUUUAAAAAAAAAACUAAAUAUGAAAGCUCUAUGGGGUUCAAUAUAGUUUUGUUUUAAUCUAUUUAGAUGUUAAUAUAUUUAUAUAUCAAAGCCAGACAUGUUAAGAGCAACACAUUCAGUUAUUCAUUGCUCUUACCAAGAAAGAGAAAAUACAAGGGAGAGAAAGACGGAUAAGGACAGAGACAAAGAGAGAGGCAGAUUUUAAAAAAGUGAAUGAAAUAGAGAGAAAAACUGAAAACUAAAGAAAGCCAGAGCAGAGAGGUGCAGUAAGAGGAGAUAGAAAAGACAUAUAAAUGACAGUAAGAGGAAUGACAAAGACAGCAUUUUUCUUUCUUUAAGUAAAGAUGCGAAUAGCAAAAACAAAGCGUCAUAAUUGCCCUUCAGUUUUUUACUGAGGAGCCAGAGAGAGACAACACAGGGAGGGAAAAUAUGCAUCUGGCAACAUUUGGUUUCAAGUUUCUUUGUAAAAUUUAAUUUGUUUGUUGGUCAAUGCCCCAAGAAACAAUAGAUCUUCAAAAAAUGAAGGUGUGGUGUUCACACUCAUGUUUGUGUCACUUUUCAACACACUGCACAGUAUGUGGACCAGAGAUCGACUGAUCUGUGUGCUGAUACUGAUAUGGUUUGCACUGAAGCAGCUGUACCAAUUUUACCAAUUUUUUUUAGUAUCCACAAUGAAAAUAACUUAUACAUUAUCUAUAAAACGUUAAUGCUCACUUUUUUCUUAUUGUCAAUAAAUCUCAUAAAAAGAACCCAACAACAAUAUGUUAUUCUGUCUCUCAAUACUCAAUAACUUCCCUACCCUGUCUGUGGCUGUCAGUCUCAAACCCUCUCUCUCAGUAUUUCUUGUUAAACCAACACUGAAACACACUGGUUCAUGUUGGUAUUAAUGUUGACCAGCAUUAGAGAACACAACAGCUGUAUAUAACACACAGUCUGUUUAAUUCACAGCAUCACUGAUGUGCAUGUUAAAUAUAAACUGGUGUGCCAUAAACACGUGUUUGGGUGUUUGCCACUUUAACAGACUGGAGGAUGAUCUGAGUUUCACGUGUCACUUGUCUUUAGUAAACUGGGUCUGCAGUUGAUGUUUUACUCAACUGUAUUGCUGUGAACUAAUCAGGUUAUAAAUAUGUUGGUGGCCAAAACAUAACCUGUUCUCACAGAAAUAUAUAAAAUGACCACAACCUCAUGCAACAGUUUGUGUGACAUCUUACGAAUUAGUGACCCUUGACUGAUGUAACGUACUUAACAUAAAGUUACGUACUUAAUGUAAAGUUAGAUAGGUUAAGUUUAGGCAAGUAAAGUACUUGGAUUGAGUCUGUCAGUUCUUAGAUUUAAGAAAAGAAACAUGGUGACCAUGUACCUUAAAAUAAAUUCACACAAUUCUGAACAUCAGUCUCCUGGGGGGAAAGUCUUGUUUUUUGUGACCCAUCCACCACCCCAACUUGCCUCCUUAAGAGGACUGCUCGCUGCUUUACUCCCACAUUGACAUUUUUUCCUUCAACAACAAAUGCAAGUGGUUACGUUUAGCCAACACACGCACAGGAUUGAGUUUAGGCAACAAAAGCAUGUAAAAAAGAACAGGAUUUGGCUUUACAAUCUAACGGGAAGCAAACACCACCCUCCCGGGUGAAAGUUGGUGGUUAUUGGACCCAUCCUCCACCCCUCCCACCCACCGUACUUGGACUUUCACUCCCUUGAAUUUCAUUGUCCAGGGAUGGAAACAGUGCAGUUGGAAAGGCAAUAGGAUCAUUUGUCAUAGUGGACACUCUAAUUCUCUGGUUCAACAUUGUCACACGUUGGGCAGUGGUUAAUCAUACAACCUCAUAAGUAGUAUAAAGAGGAAGAACAUCUGCGUAGGGAGGAGGCUGGAUUUUUAAGUGAGAGACUGCUGUCUGUGGUCCAUGUGAAACUAAAAGUCAACGUGGACUUCAUUUAACUUAACAUACUUAUGUCUCUUACAUUAUGUCCUGUAUGUUACAAACAUAGUUGCUUUAACCAAAAACAAAAUCUUUUUCAAAACCUUAAAAAGUAGUUUUGUUGCCUAAACUUAACCGUGCUGCCACCACUUAAUGCAGUGUUCAGAGGUCAUGGACAUUUCAUGUAUUUCUGUGAGACCACGUUGUGAAAACAGAUCAUUUUUACACAAUGAGCUUGUAUACAGACUAUGUGUCAGGUAGGUGUGUGCUCAUUUGGAUACAAAUAAGAGCCAGUACAGACAGCCUCUCCUCCAAGAUCAGCAUUAGUGCUUAUAGUUUUAAUGUGCUGAUGGCUGUUCAAUCCUUUCAAUAUUUUUUUGAGUUUUGUCCGUUACUCACCUGACCUGUUUGCCCCCCCACCCCCAGUGUCUGGAUGUCCAAUUUGUUUGACCUUGUCUCCAAAGAACUGCGUUCAUACAAAGCGCAGAAUAUUGCGUCCAGAGUCAUAUGUAUACAUAUAUAACACAUGUAUUGAUAAAUUAUUGGCUUCUUACUCGCUAAGGUUUAAUUGCACUUACAGUAACGAUUGUAGCUGCCAUCAACUCGAGUCAUUUUCAAGUUAGCUUCACUUUGUUUCCACCAGGGCUGCUUGGCUAUUCACAGAUUACCGUGUCGUGCCGGCGCGCGCGUGUGUGUGUGUGUAUGUGUGGAUGUGUGUGGAUGUGGAGUAGUUCAGCGCCAGCACAGAGGGCAGAGAAGAGGCUGCAGGAUGACAAUGAAAUAAACCAAAAUGUGUAAAGGUACCGAUAAAAGAACUGGUACCGUUCGUGCUUAUCACUACGGCCUUUGAAAUUUAGCCCCGGGCCUACAGCCACACUGGCACGGAGGUGUGGAACGCUGCAAGUGUGUGUUCCACCAAUCAGCGUUCUUCAGCACAUAGCCCCGCCCCUCAAGAAUUCUGGGGAAUCUGAGAAGUCCUACCCCCUUACUAGGUGCUUUUUUCAGGGAAAGUUUGGGAUUGAGGGAAAGUUUUUUAUCCGGGUAAUUUUGGUGGAAAUGCGCCGAGGUUUUUAAAAUGUACCAGGUAAAUGAUAAAAGCUCCUGCGGUGGAAAAGGGGCUAUAUUGUUGCCUAAACCUAACCACAUGCUUUUAUUGACAUGCUGGCAUUGGUUGCAGUGUCAUAGGAUGUCAACAGCGUCAUACUUAAGGAGAAAACUUAAGGUGCUUUCUGCAACUGGUCCCUGAAUCACUUUAAAUGAGUACUGCAAUUCAGGGUUCUGGAACCAGUCUAGGAGAGACAGUACUUAAUGCAUAUGAUGCUUUCUUUAUUACUUGAUCAAUGUAUGUCCCCUAUAAAUAAUUAAAUAAAACCACAAGCUAAUGUUUAAUACAUGUAUUAAUACACACAUUUUUUUCCUUGUUAGGUUGACGAAUGUAACCAUUGUGGGUCACUAAUCUCUACUGAUAAGAAUAUCUUACAUAUUUCUGCAUAUUGUAUGCAUUUUAAACAAAGUAUCUUAUCAGACAGCCAGUGGACAACACUACAAGCCUUAUCGGCUCCGCACAUAGUAUCAGAAACCCACACUGCACUGCGUAUUUGUAGCAGUCAGUGGUUUAUCUGUGGCACUUACAAUGUUGAAAAGUAACACAUAUUUUGUCCCCAGAUUUAUGAAAAGUGACACGCACAUGACUCUCAACAAUGAUGACAAUGUAACUGAUAUUCACUGUCACCAAGACCAAGUGAAAAACAAAGACACAGUCAAGGCAGUGUUUGUAAUUUUGUGCAGCUCAACUUGAUCACUGUGGACUUUGAAAAUCAUUCCUUGUUUGUCCAUUUCAAGGUGUCGUAGACAAUCACUCCGCCUGCCUUAACUUAAUGUCUGCCUGAAAACACACACACACACACACACACACACACACACACACAGUAGCUGUGUGUUAUCACUCUGUACAGUAUAUUUAUGUUGUGAAGUGAAUAUCUUACUGCAAGAUGAAGAUACAUUUCAACUGAAAAAGUUCUCUGCUUUAUGUUGAGGUCAAAUUGCUACUGUUGUGGAACUGAUUCUCUUGAUAUUGCCUUUGGUUUUGCUCUUUGUUCACUUUUUAUUUUCCUGUGAGUUGACAGUCCCGUCUUAAACUGAAGUGUUUUUUUCUCUCAAAAGAGAAAGUGACCGAGACAUUUUGUUUUCUUGAAAUAUAUUUUAUUG
Molecule: messenger RNA, 7561 nt
Organism: Epinephelus moara (kelp grouper)
Lineage: Eukaryota; Metazoa; Chordata; Actinopteri; Perciformes; Serranidae
Product: nuclear receptor subfamily 5 group A member 2-like
Exons: 7
Coding region: 200-1660 (486 amino acids)
Biological process (GO): hormone-mediated signaling pathway; regulation of transcription by RNA polymerase II; tissue development
Cellular component (GO): RNA polymerase II transcription regulator complex
Molecular function (GO): zinc ion binding; RNA polymerase II cis-regulatory region sequence-specific DNA binding; nuclear receptor activity
Source: RefSeq, a predicted model, not a curated record